AUGGGUCAGAGGUCAAAUUCGGUGACAUCUUGACCUCUAUAACUAAGAAGAGGGAAGAGGAAGAGGAGGAAGAGGAGGUGAAGCAGAUAUGGGAUAUGAGUGUCUUCCUGUCUUCCUCCCCUCCUCCCUUCCCUUUGCUUCGCUCGGGGAGAGGAAGAGGAGGAGGAGGAGGAGGAGGAGGAAGAGGAGGAGGAGGAGGAGGAAGAGGAGAAUUCUGUGUCUUUUUCCUGAUCUUGGCGAAUUUGCAGGAGGCGGGGUCAGCUCUGGAGGUCAUACAAAGAGGGUCAUGGUUCCAGGGGUCACGCAAGUACAUUUUGACCUACCCGGGAAGUAACGUGACCCAGCUUGACCUGACCAACCAUCCCAGCUUACGGGAGGGACAUAACCUGGUGGUGGCGGUGGCGUCUGACGAGGGAAGAGGAAGAGGAAGGAAGAAGGAAGAGGAGGAGGAAGGAGGAAAGGAAGAGGAAAGGAAGGAAGAAGGAGUGAAGGAAGGAAGGAAGGAAGAAAAGGAAGAAAAAGAGAAAGCAGGAGGAGGAGGAAGAGGAGGAGGAGGAGGAGGAAAAGUGCGCAUUGCCUCCUUCGUCCUGCUCCGUAUCCUCCCCUUCAGCGGGCCGGGGGGGGCGUGGGUGCAGGAGGCGGGGCGUUGGUACCGGGGGCGGGGGGCGGUACUCCCCUCACCCCUAUACCCAGACUUGUACACGAACUUCCAUGGCCACGCCCUCAAGAUCGUGACCCUGGUUUACGAGCCCUUCAGCUGUUACACGAAGAACCCCAAAACCGGUUCUCUUACUCCCAGCGGCGGGUGCGUAGACAACCUCAUGGUACAGCAGCUGGGGGCGGCUCUCAACUUCACCUAUAACUUCGUGGAGCCUAAAGACGGCCAAUGGGGGCACAGGCUUGAUAAUGGGAGCUACACGGGCGUGAUUGGGACAGUGGAAAGGGUCGAGGCGGCAUUCUCGCUCAACAUCGCUAUAACACAGGACAGAGAGGAGAAGGUGGAUUGUACAAUAGGGUACCACGUGGAGCCUAUCACCUUCGCAACCACUAAACCCAGGCUACUUAACCAGGCCCUAGCGCUUAUCAGACCCUUCUCCCCAGGCGGGGUGAGAUGGGAAGCACGCCCUGCCCCCCGUGUGUACGCCGGUGUGUACGUGCUUUCCAUGUACGUGGCUGUGAGCAUGUACGUGGCCAUGCUGACCGCCUCCCUCACCCUGCCCACGCUCUCUCGCACCCUGGAUACCCUGGGGGAGAUGGUGGAGAGUGACUACGCCUGGGGGAUACAGGACUUGGGCGCCGCAGACUACCAACUCCUCAAGACCUCCACUGUGCCUCUGUAUCAAAGAGUCUACAAAGGCCUACAGGUGUGUCCGGCCCUAGACACAUGCAUAGCCAAGGCAAGGGACACCAAAUUUGCCUUCAUUACCUGGAGAACUUACCUGGAAGACCGGAUAGCCGUCAGGUUCACCAGUCCCACGGGGGAGAAGCAGCUGCACGUGGCCACUGGGGACAUCUUCCCGGUGGAGCUGGGCUGGGCCAUGAACCCCGGCUCCCCCUACAGGCACCAUUUCGACGCCAAUAUAAGAGCCAUGAUUGAGAAUGGUCUUGUGACUAAGUGGCUGCGAGACGUGAUCAAUGACCCCAAGAGGAGAGAGAGGGGUGACCUGACCUCCUCAACCACCACCAUCACCUCCACCACCACCACCCAAGCCCUGGGCCUCCACCACCUCCAGGGUGUGUUUUACUUCCUGGGUAUUGGCUACAUGACGUCCUCUCUGGCAUUCCUCACUGAAGCUCUUCUCACCUGGAGGGGGCAUGGACGCCUUAGCUAGGCUGUUAUAACACCUCGGACCCCUACUUAGGUCUUGUGACGUCCCAGCCAACGUGCAAUGAACCUUUUCGUUAAGUACGCCAACUGACCCUUUACAUGAUGCCGUAACAUUUUCACCUUUAAAUCAAUGUUGGGUUGAACACUUUUUAUGUGAGUGUCCAGGACCAUACUGUGGAAGGUGACCCAUGUCAGCCUAACCUGAUCUUCUGCACAGUGUUGUGUACUCACGCAUGACCAAUAAUAAAACCCUUGC
Messenger RNA from Eriocheir sinensis (Chinese mitten crab), 2084 nucleotides. RefSeq lists its product as uncharacterized. The record is from RefSeq and is a predicted model, not a curated record. Bases 96 to 1832 code for a protein of 578 amino acids. Gene Ontology annotation, molecular function: glutamate-gated receptor activity. Gene Ontology annotation, cellular component: membrane. The transcript has 10 exons. Lineage: Eukaryota; Metazoa; Arthropoda; Malacostraca; Decapoda; Varunidae.